This is a messenger RNA of Manihot esculenta (cassava), 414 nucleotides long. RefSeq names its product self-incompatibility protein S1. NCBI's taxonomy places the organism in Eukaryota, Viridiplantae, Streptophyta, Magnoliopsida, Malpighiales, Euphorbiaceae. The coding region runs from base 1 to 414 and encodes 137 amino acids. The transcript has a single exon. The record is from RefSeq and is a predicted model, not a curated record.
AUGACAAACAUCAGAAACAGAAGCUGCAGUGUCAUUCUAACGUUCUUGCUGAUGGGUUCUCAACACAUUGUGUUGGGAAAAGUUAAUGUUGUGAUAACUAACAAGCUGGGAAAUGGGAGAACCAUGAACAUCCAUUGCCGAUCUCGCGACGAUGAUCUUGGACAUCAUUCUGUUGCAGAUGGGUCAAAAAUCUUCUGGAAAUUCUCUGUUAACUUCUGGGGAACUACACUGUUUUACUGUAAUGUGAAAUGGGAUGAUUCAAAAUGGCAUGGUUUUAUUGCUUAUUCUUAUGAAAGGGACUCUGACCGUUGUGAAAGAGAGUGCAUUUGGAAGAUUUCAGCUGAUGGGCUUUUGUACAAAUAUAAUGAAGUGACUGCAGAAUGGGAAUUCAUGCCAUUUCAAGAUGGGCAAUAA